AUGCUGCACAUCCCAAAAGAGGAAAAGAAACAAUUUCUACAGAAAAAUCUCACCCCAGAAGAGAAAAAAAUUCGGGACAAAAAGGUGGAGGAGCUUGAGGAGCUAAUUAAUGCGCCACCAAUAAACCCACUUGCCAUUCAGGCAAAUAAGGCUGUUCAAAAAAGUGGCCAUGCUGCAAAAAGUAUGCCCACAAUGAUCGACAAAUUUGAAAUCCCAUGCUUGCUGAUCUUUUACUUGAUCGUCACUUGGCUAUUGGGACAUUAUAACUUCCAUUUCCUGUGGCUUGUAGGUACACUUUCAUCGAUGGUUGUACUGUAUAAAAGGCGUGUCAACCGAUUUGCUGAACUUGAACUGUUUGCGUUACGCAGAGAAGCAGCCAAAAAUUCGAUUUCCUCACAUGAGGAGUCUGCGGAAUGGAUCAAUUACAUUGUAGGCCGAAUUUGGGGAGUAUACGAGCCCGUUCUUUCUGCAACCUUGAUCGAUACUGUCAAUGAGGCUCUUGAAGAUGCCUGUCCUUCCUUUUUGAGUGCACUUAAACUCACCACCUUUACUCUGGGAAGUGAGCCUCCUGUAAUCCUUGGGUUUCGGCGGUACCCGGAUACGCCCGACGAUGUCAUUCAUUUCGAAAUACGACUGGCAUUUGUACCUCGCCGCUCCACAGAGGACGUGAUGUAUCCUUUGAGACGGGGCGUUGCCCAUCGGAAAUGGUCGUCUCAAAUCGUCCUUGCAGCCCGUUUCGGCUCUUCCUUAGUUGGUGUUGAUGUUCCAAUUCUAGUGGAAAACAUUAGUGUCGAGGUGCAUGCAAGGAUUCAACUCAAGCUGAUGCCUGCUCCUCCGGUCGUUAAAAUUGCCCAAAUUUCUUUGAUGAGCCCUCCAAAGGUAGAUUUCGUGCUUAAGCCUUUGAAAAGCCUUGAUAUCAUGGACCUUCCGGGGCUUCAUUCGUUUAUCAACUCAAUGAUCGACUCUGUUUCUUCCGAGCUAGCGGUGACUCCAAAUUGCAUUACCCUCAAUGUUGAUGAAAUCGUUAAUGGUGCCAUAAUUUCAAGCCAAAAGCCGGUUGGGGUUCUUUGUAUCGGAAUUAUUGGUGCUAAAAUCCCCAAGACAAAUGAAUACAUGGGCACAGUCGAUCCUUUUGUCAGAAUCAUUGUCAAUGGCAUUGAAACUGCCCAUACCAAAGAGCUUGUUGACCAGCAAGAUCCGCUUUGGGGUGAAACAUUUUGGAUUCUGCUUCCCAAUGAUAAGUCUCAAGUUAGCUUUCGAGUGAUCCACGCUUCCUCUUUAGUUUCCAAAGAGGUUCCCCUUGGCGAGCUCAAACUUGAUAUCCAAGCCAUUUUGAACGAUUUUAAAGAGAAAAAAGAAAAGGGAAAAAAUGUGGAAAGCUUUUAUUUUACCGGAUGGGCACCCUAUUUUUCCCUUGCUCCUGAUAAACCGUCAUUGGUAAAGGGAGAGCUCAAGUAUUCGGUAGCUUUCUUUCCUACUGUUAGCUGGAUCUCUCCAGAGGAAAAAGAUCUUGUUGAGCACACCGAGGGCGCAGGAAUCAUUGAUAUUGCAUUUCAUCAGGCCAUCGAGUUGACACCAAAAAAAUCUACCCACGCAAAGGCAAUGAAUUUGUAUGCCGAGGGCGCAAUUGUUCCAUCGCAUUUGUUUGAAACUUCUGAGGAUCACAGUAGCAAGCUGAAGUUGGAUUCAUUUGCCAAUAUUCCGUCUUCAGCCUAUUUUCGUACUCGCACAAAAAAGAAGACCAACUCGCCAAUCUGGUCUCAGAAAAUUAAAACCUUCGUUAAAGACGCCUCUUUGUCUUCUUUGUGGAUCCAAAUCAGAGAAGAACGCGACUUUUCUGGCCCCUCCUUGGUUGGUGAACUUGUCCUUCCUCUUUCCGAUACUCUUCUUCAAACAGAUACUACGCUCGAUGAUGACUGGUUCCAGCUUAACAAAAGUUCCAGUGGAAAGGUCCGAAUUACCUAUACCUGGGAUCCGAUAACGUCUCUUGAAGAUGCAGAAUCGUUGGAAUUGGAGGCGGUUGGUGGCGAAUCUGGAUCGCUUUCUCGUACUCCUUCCGUUGGACUUGCACAUUUGACUGUUCUUGAAGCAGAUGGAUUUUCAGCGGCCAACAGCAUUGGAAGCAACUUUUACGUUAAGGCAUUCCUUGGAGGCCCCAAGGGCUCUUCUGGGGGCACAGAGCCUCUUAUUUCAACCCGAUCCAUUUCACUAAGUGACACCGGUGGAGCACCACCUCGGCUGAUUUGGCUAGAUGGUGCGUGGGCCUUUAUAAAGAACAUGGAUGGCACCUUCACAUUUGAGCUUUUUGAAUCCGGAUCAAAAGCCUUUUUAUCCGCUGCAAAGGGAAGAAGUGACGGUGGUUCAAAGAGCGGUGACCUGCUUUUGGCGUCUUGUAGCCUGAAAAUUGAAGACGUUAUGAACGAUCCAGCUGUGUAUUUAAACCAUUGGCUCACUUUGAAGACGCUGGAAUCCGCAGACUACUGUCGACUUCGUAUUGAAUUGGCCUACUGGCCCGUGCUUCGCCCAGAGUUACCGAUCAUGCCGACUCAUUCUGUUGGAAUUUUGCGGGUCAAAAUAUUGAGAACCUCCGGAUUUGUUGAUUCUGGAGAUCCGAUCAGACCAUCUACUCUUGUUAACGUAAUGAAACUCGUUGGUGGCAGUGCAGCAUCCGAAAGUGUCAUUGAGGAGCUUAUUUCUUCGGGAGCCAAAAAGCUUUCAUCAUCAUCUAAGCAGCUUGAAUGGAAAGAGUCCUUUGAAUGGAUUGUUGUUGACUCUCAAAACUCUGCGCUUUCUUUGUCUCUCAAUUGCGUGUCCAAGAAGGCCAAAAAAUACACAAGUCGACCAGAUCUUGGCAGUGUUCGCAUACCUAUUGUCGAUAUCAUUUCCAAGCAAAAUUCUGCUGCCCCCGCAAAGAAAGAUAACUCUGCAGGCGUCACAACGGAAAUCGGUGAAGUUUGGCCUUUUUCGACCUUUGAUCCCAACUUUUUCGACCCCUCAUCUUCGGUGCCUGGAAUUUGUUUGGAAAUUAACUAUAGGCCUUUGGAUAUCGACUAUUGCAAAAAUGCAAGUACCACCGAACUACUCAAUGAGCUUUUGUCCUUCGUAUCUUCAGAAGAGGUUCCCGGCUAUAUUGUGUUGAGAAUACAAUCGGCUGCCAAUCUUAAAGCCGUCGAUUCCGGGGGAACCUCCGAUCCAUUCUCGCUUAUCAAGCUCAAUGGCAUCGAGUUGGGAAAGACUUCAGUGAUAAAAAAGAGCCUAAAUCCAGAAUGGAACGAACGAUUUGUCCUUCCAGUUCGGUCAUUAAGAUAUUCCAUCCUUGGCUUUGAAGUUUUCGAUUGGAAUCGAGUUGAUUCGAUUGUUCAUCUUGGCACCAUUUCUAUGCCAUUGUUACAAAUGAUUUUUGAGAGCACGUUCAAGAAGAAUCAGCCAUCGGGAAAUGCACAGGCAAUUUAUCGUGACAUUGCUCCCGACGCUGUUUCAGAUUCAAUGCUUGCUGAUUUUACGGCAACCCUGGGCGAUACAACCUCUGGCACAAUAUUCCUUCACGUGGCGUUUGUUGAAAAUGCUGCCGAGUUUAAAGGGCUAACAGAGCAUCUUGAUUCCUCUGGUGGCCUGAUGACAUCCACCAAAGGGUUCUUCAAGGGUGUCGGAAGCGUUUUUGUGGGCGCCACUGCUACCGUUGCGUUUGCCCCUAUGGCUGGGGGAAAAUUCUUGGCUAAAAAAGGCCUUGGUCUAUUUUCGCGGCAUGGGAAGCACAGUUCAGAUGCACCGGCCACCACUAACCAAGUGGCUUUUGCUGAUAAUCCAGUGAUUUCCAAAGUCAACAUCCAACUCAAGGGACUUGUCUUUGGCAAGAACGUUUCCGAUCAAGCUAAAGAGUUCUAUGUCAAAGCACGAGGCCAAGGAUCUAUUCUCGGAAAAUCGCAGCGUCAAUCGAUCGCCUCAACCGACUCCGCGACAGAGUCACCAAUCAAGGAUAUCCCGACCACUCAUUUUGACCUUGCUAUUAGGGAAGGGCAUAACGAACCAAUCGUAUUCUACACCAAACUACUGUUAAAUGGUGAUGAUGAGGAGGAAAAUGAUGACCUUGUUAAGGCUGGGCCAAGAUUUGUUUUCUCGCCCGCUGAUAUUACUUUGGCCCCGGAAGAUAAGGAAGCCUAUGUCUGGUUGCAGGACAUCGACCACUCCGACUCAUCAGACGCAGGUGGCACAGCCUCGUCAAAGGAGCGUCGUGCUGAAGCCUCAAAAAGCGUCUAUUUCGAAACCCUUUUGCAAAAGGAGGACAUGUUUAAAAAAUUCAAGUCCAACAUCAUUACAAGCCGCAACUUGCCUGAAUCGUCAAAAUCAACGGACGCGUCCUAUCUUUCUCUAUUGAUUUCAAAAAUUAAUUAA
This is a messenger RNA of Mitosporidium daphniae, 4392 nucleotides long. Its product is annotated as lipid binding protein. Gene Ontology annotation, molecular function: lipid binding. The record is from RefSeq and is a predicted model, not a curated record. NCBI's taxonomy places the organism in Eukaryota, Fungi, Microsporidia. The coding region runs from base 1 to 4392 and encodes 1463 amino acids. The transcript has a single exon.